AUGCUUUCGAGAUCAGCCCGACUGCACAUGCUCAAGCGGCCGAGUGCGGUACCUUAUGCUGCCGUUCGCUGCUACGCUGUUCCGGUCAACCCCUCAAGCUCGGUCGAUGCGCUGCUCGGCACGUCCGUACCGCCACCGCCUAGAGAGGGUCAGGGGUUCGGCUCAGCACAGGGCACUCACAACCCGUCUUCUCGAUUCGGGGCCAAGAACCCGAACGAUAUCUCGGAGCUGCUUCGUGGCAAUCGUCCAUGGGACCCAACCAACGGACGCUCCAGUGGCAGCAACAGCGGCGGCAACAACAGCAGCAGCAGCAACUCGGGUGCUCGCCAUGCCGAAUUGCAACGCAUCAAAGGAACCGCGAUUGGCGCCGAGCGCAAAGGCAUCCCCAUCCCUUCACGGGACGAAAUGCUAGAGGAAAUGUUCAAGCGUCCCAUGCGAGAGCUCCAAGACCGACGUGGGAUCGUGGAUCGCGAGCAUCCCCACCCCAUCGAUGCGCUGUAUGGACGCAACGAGUUGGACGAGCGCGUCCUGGCGGCUGCACGCGCUCUGCACGCCGCUUCGGCCAACCCACACCCACGAGCUGCUGGUGCGGCUGAUACGUACAAGGCUGCGACGAUCUCGCACUUGCUGGAACGCUUCGAGUCGAGGGCUGGCUACCAGCUGUCUAUCGAGCUGCCUUACGAACCCACUCCCACUCACGAGCGCAAAGUGCCGCUCACCUCGGCGCAUAGCUCGGAGGCCGAACUGCAAGUUGCCAAUGAUGACGGAGUGUUGCUUCUUGCCUAUGUUUCCAACUUGACGGGAGAGAGGGGCACGGAACGCAUCAGUGUCUGUUCAGGGUUUGCGGUGGAGGGAGGAGACAAAAUCUCGGCAGAGGAUGGUGACGGCAAGGGAGCGCUUGUGAUAUCUUGCGCACACACUUUGCGUGCUUCGCUGCCGUCCAAGAGUGCGUCUGAAUCCCAGUCCGCUGGGUCGGGCUCGGAUGAGGGCCCUCCAUCGGACAGCAUUGCUCUGGCCAUUACUCGUACUGGCGCCAUCUAUCCCGUGCGCAACCUCAUCAGUAGUCUGGCGGCCUCGGACGUCAUUUUGCUGCAGCUCGGCAGCACGGCUCUCUCGCUCAACGGCUCCUCUGCCGCCACUCAGCCAGUCCGCACUCUUCCUGUCUCGCCCUACCCGGCGCACGUCAACAGCGAGCUGUCCGUCUCGUCGUUCUGGGGCUGGGAGGACGACUCGGGCGCCAUCCUGCCCGCCUACACGUACGACCCGCAGCAGCAGAGUCUCGGUGUUGCCGCCGCGACCACCGCCCCCACGGGCAGGGACAAGGCGCGCGUCAAGCUCGAACGCGACGACGCGGGCCGCAGCCGGUGGGGCCGUGCGAGGCUGGUCGAGUACAAGGACCCGUGUGGAGCCAGUGCGAUGGUGGGCACGUACGACGAGCUGGCGCAGCUCGACUACAAGCUGUUGGUCUCCUCGCCGGCCAACCCGCCGGCGUUGCAGGGUGGCCAUGCGCUCAGGCUGUCGAGCACGGUCUCUGAGGCCACGCGGCCCGCGGCGGCGGCGUUCGGCGAGGGCACUGUUGCGACGGCGAAAGCGGCCGAGCUGAUGCAGGGCACCCGCAAGCCGCUGCCCAACUUCCCACCACCGGGCUCGUCCGGUGGGCCCGUGGUGGACGUCGAGACCGGUAGUGUGGUGGGGGUUGUGCGCGGGCAUAAGAUGAGUGCGUUGGAGGGGAGGAGGGGCGAUGCUGUGCCUGCCGAGAAGGUUUUCGAGUUCUUUGCCUUGCCUGGAUUGGGAAGGAAGAACUAA
Molecule: messenger RNA, 1806 nt
Organism: Sporisorium graminicola
Lineage: Eukaryota; Fungi; Basidiomycota; Ustilaginomycetes; Ustilaginales; Ustilaginaceae
Exons: 2
Coding region: 1-1806 (601 amino acids)
Source: RefSeq, a predicted model, not a curated record